Molecule: messenger RNA, 3573 nt
Organism: Pongo pygmaeus (Bornean orangutan)
Lineage: Eukaryota; Metazoa; Chordata; Mammalia; Primates; Hominidae
Gene: BSCL2
Product: BSCL2 lipid droplet biogenesis associated, seipin
Exons: 12
Coding region: 2057-3463 (468 amino acids)
Biological process (GO): lipid droplet organization; lipid storage
Cellular component (GO): endoplasmic reticulum membrane
Source: RefSeq, a predicted model, not a curated record
UUUUUUUUUUUUUUUUUUUUUUACCAUGUCUGAGCUGUUGUGGAAAAUUUCACUUACUCCCCUGGAAUUUGCCCAACACCGUGAUACAGUGGGGACGAGGGAGGCAAGGUGCUUGGUCCCUGCCAUGCCGCAUUUGCCAUUUAAGCAUGUACAGUACAAUCCAUUCAUUGGGUAUUUGGGUGCCUGAUACGUGCCAUUGUCAGGAUACAGGGAUUAAAACGGACAUGAUUGAUCCUUCCUGGAAUUUUCACCGUACCAAGAAGGAACUGAGGCUCCUCCGCAACAGAAUGAGGGUAGGGUCCCACUCCAGGAGGGCAAACUUUUCCUGUUUCUUCAUCUCUAGGAUGAGGGAAUUAAUUAGAAAAUCUCCAGGACUUCUUAGAGCUCAGAAGUUCCAUCAACAGUAAAAAGUUGCUUGGGACACCUUAAGGUGACCCAUGUUCAUUGGGUGUCCCGGGAAUUCAUGAAGAUAUCUUUAGGAGGCUAAGUUCAGUUGCUGGUGAUAACAACCUUUCUUCCUUUGGUUUCUUCUCUCCACUUUGCUGUCUUCUGUGCAAAGAUGCCUGGAAGCUGGAGAUAAUGAGCUGUCCCUACUAUUUCAAAGCAGCCUCCCUUCCCGAAGUAUAUCCAGGCACAAAACAGGAGCCAGCCUAAGCUUUUCCUGGGAAGGAUGCGUCCUUCUGAGUUUAGGGGACCUUGACUCUAGGAGGAGCACACAUACUGGGAUUGUUACGUUCUUUGCCUUGGCCCUGGUCCCAUCUCGGCUCUGUGCGCCCUUGGAAGGAAAAGAUUCUAGGAGGCAUUCUGGUGUUCGUAAACCUCCUCCAUGUUUGAGUCCUGGAGAUGACCAUGACAUGUUAAGCCUUAAGUUUGGUCCCUGCCCAGACAGCAUGCUGGACUCCUGCAAGGCACAUUAGGGGUGGGGCCACUGCUUUCUGGCUGAUGUGGCUGAACCGGCCUGAGGGGAAAAUGAAAGGAAAAACAAGCCCCAGUUCUACUAGGAAACCCAAACUGAGCAACUUCAGGCUUACCCAGCUCUUGGGAAGACCAGGAAGCAACUGAGGAGCGGUGCACUGAGACAGACAGCGCCGGGGGUUAACCCCCUGCCGCUAAUAUUUCUGCCCCAAAGGAGCCUCUCCUUUCUUGGCAAGAUGUAGAAACCUAGAUUCCCUCGCAAGAUCCACGCGACCAGCGUCGGCCACGCUGUGCUUCCUGGGGUCCCCUUGUUUAGUGAUUCUUAGUUAUGGCCGCCCGUGUGCCUUCGGCUCAAUCGGGAGGACAUCGAAAUCCAGAUUUCGGGGUUGCAGGGCGCGGGCCCGGGCUUGGUGAGGGCAGGGGCAGCCAUUUUGAGACCAGAAGAGGGCGGAAGGGACCAUAUUGAGAACGCCCGUUGCCUGGAGGCCGCCAUUUUAAGAGAAGCCCUGUACGGUAAACUCCGUGACGUGGGGGCCGCCAUGUUGGUACGGCCAUCUUGGAAUGGGAGCGGCUGUGGGCGCAGCCAUCUUAGGUAUAAAAUAGGCUCCAGUCGCGGUAACUGAAGCCAAGCUCCGCCCCUACCCUUCUAAGAGUUGUCUGCUGUACGACUGCACUCCCGCACCCUCCCCUAAAUCCACCCUCUUCGGCCUGUUUACCUUUUAACUUGGCUUCGUUGCACGUUUGUGUGUGUGUGUUUGCUCUUCGCAGCCUCUUGAGCGUCUUUUGUACUUAAUUCUUACACCGUGGACGCGCUCUCGCGCCCGCCAUCCCCCGACCCCGAUGAUCUCCGAUCCUUGACAAUGUCUAGCUUGCUUUGAUUGGCCGUGUUCCCUGGGUAUGGCAGAUCUAUUGCUUGAUGGUCCUCUCCCCCCAAGAAUUCUAACACAGGAGCUGUCCUGAGGCUCUGGAUGACUUUAUUCUUCAAAUGGCUUUACCCUCCCAGUAGCUCCAGGGACCCUCCAUUUUCCAUAUCCAGGAAAAUGUGAUGCGCCACAGGUAUCAGCGUCUGGAUCGCCACUUCACGUUUUAGCCACAAGUGACUCAGUGGAAGAUCCAGCGUCAACAGAGGCUCGUCAGGAAGAUGUCUACGGAAAAGGUAGACCAAAAGGAGGAAGCUGGGGAAAAAGAGGUGUGCGGAGACCAGAUCAAAGGACCGGACAAAGAGGAGGAACCACCAGCUGCUGCAUCCCAUGGCCAGGGGUGGCGUCCAGGUGGCAGAGCAGCUAGGAACGCAAGGCCUGAACCUGGGGCCAGACACCCUGCUCUCCCGGCCAUGGUCAACGAUCCUCCAGUACCUGCCUUACUGUGGGCCCAGGAGGUGGGCCAAGUCUUGGCAGGCCGUGCCCGCAGGCUGCUGCUGCAGUUUGGGGUGCUCUUCUGCACCAUCCUCCUCUUGCUCUGGGUGUCUGUCUUCCUCUAUGGCUCCUUCUACUAUUCCUACAUGCCGACAGUCAGCCACCUCAGCCCCGUGCAUUUCUACUACAGGACCGACUGUGACUCCUCCACCACCUCACUCUGCUCCUUCCCUGUUGCCAAUGUCUCGCUGACUAAGGGUGGACGUGAUCGGGUGCUGAUGUAUGGACAGCCGUAUCGUGUUACCUUAGAGCUUGAGCUGCCAGAGUCCCCUGUGAAUCAAGAUUUGGGCAUGUUCUUGGUCACCAUUUCCUGCUACACCAGAGGUGGCCGAAUCAUCUCCACUUCUUCGCGUUCGGUGAUGCUACAUUACCGCUCAGACCUGCUCCAGAUGCUGGACACGCUGGUCUUCUCUAGCCUUCUGCUGUUUGGCUUUGCAGAGCAGAAGCAGCUGCUGGAGGUGGAACUCUACGCAGACUAUAGAGAGAACUCGUAUGUGCCGACCACUGGAGCGAUCAUUGAGAUCCACAGCAAGCGCAUCCAGCUGUAUGGAGCCUACCUCCGCAUCCACGCACACUUCACUGGGCUCAGAUACCUGCUAUACAACUUCCCGAUGACCUGCGCCUUCAUAGGUGUCGCCAGCAACUUCACCUUCCUCAGCGUCAUCGUGCUCUUCAGCUACAUGCAGUGGGUGUGGGGGGGCAUCUGGCCCCGACACCGCUUCUCUUUGCAGGUUAACAUCCGAAAAAGAGACAAUUCCCAGAAGGAAGUCCAACGAAGGAUCUCUGCUCAUCAGCCAGGGCCUGAAGGCCAGGAGGAGUCAACUCCGCAAUCAGAUGUUACAGAGGAUGGUGAGAGCCCUGAAGAUCCCUCAGGGACAGAGGGUCAGCUGUCCGAGGAGGAGAAACCAGAUCAGCAGCCCCUGAGUGGAGAAGAGGAGCUAGAGCCUGAGGCCAGUGAUGGUUCAGGCUCCUGGGAAGAUGCAGCUCUGCUGACGGAGGCCAACCUGCCUGCUCCUGCUCCUGCUCCUGCUCCUGCUCCUGCUUCUGCUUCUGCCCCUGUCCUAGAGACUCUGGGCAGCUCUGAACCCGCUGGGGGUGCUCUCCGACAGCGCCCCACCUGCUCUAGUUCCUGAAGAAAAGGGGCAGACUCUUCACAUUCCAGCACUUUCCCACCUGACUCCUCUCCCUAAAAACUCCCCUUUAUUGAAGUUUUUCCUUCAAUAAACUAUUUUGUGUCAGCUUC